AUGGCAACACGGAAUAAGCGAAUUACUGAUGUCGAGCUUGACGAAAUUAUGCUAAAGAAAACUUGUCAAACCAUUGUGCACUCAGCAGAUUUAGAGUUAGUUGAGGAAUUCCCUUUGACAAUAACGAUUAAACAAGUAAGAAGGGAUGCCGAAGUUAAACUCGGAUUAACUGCUAAAUUUCUAGAUAAGCAACCUUGGAAGGACCUUAUACAUGAGUUUGUGACGGAGGCGAUCCAGAAAUCGAAAUCAGAGGACGAAUCUGUCGCAUAUUCAUCAAGACCAAAAUCUAGAAGAGCUGGUAAGAAAAGUUCAGCAAUUCAAUCGAAAAAGAUUUUGAACCAGUGUUUAAAAAAAAUCGGCAAAAUUUGGUUCCUCAAAAGCGUCCAGCUAACAGCAAAUCUAAGAGGCAUUGAGUUCAGAAUGGAAGAGAAAGGACUGAAUUUCAUGCAGUUUAAUGACAAUGAAACGAGCGAUAAUAGGGCGCGAAAAAUCGAGACAAUAAAAAAGGAUGAUAAGACUAUUUAUUUAGAAGACUCUAAAGAUGAUAACAUUGUCGAAGAUGGCGGAUCAGUAAUGGCUCUUGAGAACAAAGUGGCACAAGAAUCGGACCAAGGAUUAAAUAAAUCCCGGACAAAAGAGUUUAGAAAUGACAAACUUGCAAAUAGCAGUAUGGAAGAAGAUAGCGAAAAUGAUAUUAGCAGUGAAUCAAAACGAUCUAAUGACGCGGAGAUAUCUGACACUGAGCAUGAAAUAGAAAAAUCCGCUACAACUAAACGCGCAAGUUUUAAUAACGGAGAUAGUCACAGCGAGCCUGAGGGUGAUCCACCAAAGAAGCGCAAAACAAAAAAAGGAAAAAGCGCGCCAACUGUUUCGUCCAAUAAUGAUGAUGAUGAAGCAACCAUCAAAGAACUGAAAGCGGAAGCAACUAUCAAAGAACUGAAAGCGUUUAUUGUAAAAUGUGGAGUACGUAAAGUCUGGUCGAGAGAGUUAGCUGAUUGUGACUCUAUCUCAAGUCAAAUCAAUAGAUUAAAUAAAAUUCUCAGUGAUUUAGGAAUUAAAGGUCGACCAACUCUAGAAAAAUGUAAGAAGAUUCGUGAACGACGAGAACUUGAGGCAGAACUGAAUUCGAUGGACGUUGGUAAUAUUAUUUCUGAUGACAUUAAAGAGGGUCGUAAAGCUCGUGCUUCCAGGGGCAUAUUUAAUCCUACUGGUCGUCGUAUAAUUCGCGCAAAACGUCAAAUAGAGGAGGAAACUGAUGACGGUGCUUCCACUGAACCUAACCAAGAUUCUGAGUAA
Messenger RNA from Dentiscutata erythropus, 1296 nucleotides. The record is from the annotation of a GenBank genome assembly. NCBI's taxonomy places the organism in Eukaryota, Fungi, Glomeromycota, Glomeromycetes, Diversisporales, Gigasporaceae.